GAUUCAACAGGACUCUGGGAGACAUGAUCAGAUCCCUUCCCCCUCAGCCAAAAGCAAAGUGGCCACAAAUACUGCAGCUACUAACCUUUUGCUAUAACUGCACAGAGCAUGAGACAACAGGGUUUGCACCAUUCUACCUGGUGUUUGGAAGGAUCCCUCGUCUACCUGUUGAUGUGAUGUUUCAACAUGCCCUCAACAAUGAUAUUGUUGUCAACUACUCAGACUUUGUUUCUCACCUAAAGAAAGAUCUACACGAGGCUGCUCAGAUUGUGCAGAAAAACAGUCUCAAGGAACAGACUCGCCAUGCCAAUCUAUACAACCGCAAGUUCAAGGGAUCACCUCUCGUCAUUGGAGACAGAGUACUGAUCGCCAACAGAGGAGUGCCGGGAAAACGCAAGAUUGCAGACAAGUGGGAAUCUACCCCUUAUGAGGUCAUAUCAGUCAAGCCUGAUAUCAACGUCUACAAAGUUAAGGAUGUCCUAACGGGCAGAGAGAGAGUUGUCCACAGAAAUCUGCUACUCUCUGUUAGCUUCUUGCCAUGUGAGAGUGCUGGAGACCAUGAAUCUGACAGUACUGCUGCUAUGCAUGGAAGUGGUCUAUAUCCAGAUGUACCUGAUGUAAUGGAGGACAGUGAUGUCCGCACAGUCAAUUGGCUGAUGCAGUCUGGCGAUGAUGGAACCCAUUCAGAUGAUGACGACUCACUUGACCGGGAAUCCUGUGCCAUCCAGUCUGACUCUCUCUCAGUUGUUACAUCCAGUCCAACCAGUCACCCGAUUCCUGUCCACAAUAUUGGCCACUCAACAGUCGAUGAUAUAAAAGAUCCAAAACAUUGCCCAGACAUGGUAAUAACCCCUACCAACUCUGUCCAUCCAGACGUGCCCUCUCCUGAUAAACUCCUCAUAGACAUUGACACCCCUGUGACAGCUGCUCCAGACGGUGACUGUUCAGACACUGCCCUUCCAGACUCCUUAACCCAGACUGUUUCCACACAGCUGGACCGUCGUAUUCUUAGGGACCGUAGUUCCAUUAGGCCCCCCAGACGUCUUAUUUGUGAGAUGAACAAUCAAACAGUAGAUGAGACUUCUUUAUCUGCCGUAUCUGUUAGUUCCCUGAUUCAGUUUUUUUCAAAUGCAUUUUCAAUUUAAGUAACAGAGUUAGGACAGUAUUAAGCAUUGAAGUGCUUGAGUAGUACUUUUAGGAUCACAGGAACAUUGUUUACAUUUCAGAGGCGUAAUGGGCACCUUUGAGUCUGUGUUUAGCUAGGAGUUUGAUCGCCUCCUUUCUUUACAUACUCCUUUUUGGGAGAGUUUUUACACUGACAAGUAUACACAGUUUUGUUCCUAGUGUUGCACACUUUCUUUUUGCUUUCCCCUUGGUACACACAUUUUUUAAUUUGUUUGUUUGUUUUUGUUUUGUUCGAUCCGAAAUAUUACUUUUCAUAUUUAGCAGAAUUUCAGGGGGGUGUAUGUAACGGAUAUUAGAUACAAAAGUUGAAAUUCUUGCUAAAAUGUGUUUGGUAAACAUCUUUGUAUAUAUUUUAUAACUGCCUUGGGAUGAGUGGUGUUUGGCGCCCCCUACUGGUUGCCUAUAAAUAAGAGGGGAAACCGGAAAUUCCACACAGACGGUUUUGCACUCUUAUGUGUGCACAGAGAACAGGUGGACUAGUAGGGGAGGCUGACGGGAUGUUUUUGUCGACCACUCAUUGCAGGUAAAAGUGUAAAUAAUUUGAUGUGUCAGUUAUGUUUGUCAGUUUGUCAGUUAUGUUUGUCAGUUUGUCAGUUGUAUUAGCCUGUUUGUCAGUUAUGUUUGCCUAUUUGUUAGUUUGUUUAUUAGCUGUUUUCAUGACAACAUGGCCGUUAUUUUCUGUUAAGCACUAGAGGGUGCUAUUUAGUAAUUUAAUGAUUAAUUUUGAUUGCUAUCUGUGUUUGUUUUUCUAGAUUGUUUUGUUUAUAGAAGAAAGAUGAAAUUGUAUGGGAUUUAUAUUAAAGAUGUAUUAUUAAGUAUAAUCACUAUACGAUCGCAUGUUAUAGAGAAAAUAUGUUGAUAAACUUCAUUGUAAUAAUCAUUUGACACAGACGGUUUUGCACUCUUAUGUGUGCACAGAGAACAGGUGGACUAGUAGGGGAGGCUGACGGGAUGUUUUUGUCGACCACUCAUUGCAGGUUGUAAAAUAAACCACUUACAAUCCAACCCACUGUCCACGCGAGUCUGUAUGACAGGACCGGUAAAAAGGAAGCUGUUACAUAUGUAUUAAUGAUCGGAG
This is a messenger RNA of Gambusia affinis (western mosquitofish), 2263 nucleotides long. RefSeq lists its product as uncharacterized. Gene Ontology annotation, molecular function: nucleic acid binding. NCBI's taxonomy places the organism in Eukaryota, Metazoa, Chordata, Actinopteri, Cyprinodontiformes, Poeciliidae. Bases 24 to 1145 code for a protein of 373 amino acids. The record is from RefSeq and is a predicted model, not a curated record. The transcript has 2 exons.